AUGUCAGUUCUUGAAGCCACCGAAGGUAUCGACAAACCCACAGCAGGUCCGUCAAAGCCGAGAAAACGGUUCGUGGGAAGCACGAAACCUUCCAACCGACCUAGGAGGGUAGCCAACCUCGUCCCGGAUGAUAUACUCCAUGAUCCUGUUCUGAACGCUGCUAUUGAAGAAUUACCAAAGAACUAUAACUUUGAAAUCCAUAAAACUAUCCAUCUUAUUCGUCGAGAUGGAGUCAAAAUUGUCGCUCUUCAAAUGCCAGAAGGUUUGAUGAUGUAUGGUUGUCUCAUAGCGGAUAUAGUUGAACAGUUCACAGGUGCAAUUCCUUUGUUACUCGCCGAUGUGACAUAUGGAGCCUGUUGUAUAGAUGAUUUUACUGCCAAGGAAUUAGGAGCAGAGAUGAUUGUACAUUAUGGUCAUUCUUGUCUUAUACCCGUCAAUCAAACAUCUUUGAAAACACUUUAUGUCUUUGUUGAAAUCGCUAUUGAUACCGAACACCUCGCCCUUUCCGUUCGAAGAAAUUUCCCCUCAUCACGUUCCGCCUUCCAUGAACAUGUCUUAGGUGCUGAAGAGACCACUUCAGGUAGUCGAAUACAUAUCUCCAUCGAGCCUCCCGACUUACCCCCAAGCCGAACCAUCACUUCUUCUCUUACUCCUGCGACGGAAUCGACUUCCCCUUCUCUCAACUCUAACUCAUCACCUAAAGAAGAUGAUAUUCCCACUCAUCUGGCAUUAGUCUCUACUAUUCAAUUCGUAGCCGCCGUUCAAUAUCUUCGUACAAAUCUCGAAAGUCCGCUUCCUCCAAUCGAAUCCCUCUCUUUGUCAGACGAAAACGACGCCAUCAUGCAUGUGCCCCCACGAGAUAGAGGUGUUUGGAGAGGUCAAUAUAAAAUCACCGUACCUCAGGUCAAACCUCUUAGUCCAGGUGAAGUCUUAGGUUGUACAGCUCCUAAACUAUCCGAUGUCGAUGCUCUCAUAUACGUAGGCGAUGGAAGAUUUCAUUUGGAAAGUAUAAUGAUUGCCAAUCCUACCGUCCCCGCCUUCCGAUACGAUCCUUACUCUAAGAAAUUCACUCGGGAGACUUAUGAACAUGGUGAGAUGCGUUCGGUCAGAGGGGAUGCAGUACAAGCUGCUAAGCGUGGCUUGGACCGAGGAGGGCCAGGAAGUUGGGCAAUCGUUUUAGGUACUUUGGGUAGACAAGGUAGUCUUAGUGUUUUAAAAACGAUACAAAAUUCUAUGCCUGAAGGUUCAAUACCACCUUUUAUGCUCCUCUUAUCAGAAUUAUCUCCACAGAAACUAGCCUUGCUAUCAGAGGAAGAAAUCACAACAUUUGUUCAAACUUCUUGUCCGAGAUUAUCGAUCGAUUGGGGAUAUGCUUUCUCAAGACCUUUGCUCAGUCCCUACGAAGCGAGCGUAGCUUUGGGACGUAUAAGGGGAUGGGGUGGAUUGAAGUGGGAUGAUGAAAAGAGAGAAGAGGGUAAAGGGGAUUAUCCGAUGGAUUAUUACUCGGAUACUUCACUUGGACCUUGGACGCCGAGGUAUCAACCUCCAAAAGUUGCGAAGAUUAUAGAUGCUACAGCAUGUUACAUUCAGUCCUCGUAG
Tremella mesenterica DSM 1558 is the source of this 1599-nucleotide messenger RNA. RefSeq lists its product as uncharacterized. The transcript has 9 exons. The record is from RefSeq and is a predicted model, not a curated record. Bases 1 to 1599 code for a protein of 532 amino acids. Lineage: Eukaryota; Fungi; Basidiomycota; Tremellomycetes; Tremellales; Tremellaceae. Gene Ontology annotation, biological process: protein histidyl modification to diphthamide. Gene Ontology annotation, molecular function: 2-(3-amino-3-carboxypropyl)histidine synthase activity.